Molecule: messenger RNA, 3292 nt
Organism: Vitis riparia (riverbank grape)
Lineage: Eukaryota; Viridiplantae; Streptophyta; Magnoliopsida; Vitales; Vitaceae
Product: receptor-like protein EIX2
Exons: 2
Coding region: 23-3058 (1011 amino acids)
Molecular function (GO): protein binding
Source: RefSeq, a predicted model, not a curated record
CUUGCAAGAUUGCCUCAUUUGAAUGACUAUGGCUAUGCGUUCCUUUGAAUGCCUCCUUUUUAGCUUUCUUGUGCUUGUGGUGGUAUGUGCCAAAGUUGGGCUUGGGACCACUGUGGGGUGCGUAGAAAGGGAGAGACAAGCUCUGCUUCGCUUCAAACAUGGCCUUGUGGAUGACUAUGGCAUUUUGUCUUCUUGGGGCACAAGAGAUUGUUGCCAAUGGAGAGGAGUCCGGUGUAGCAACCAAUCAGGUCACAUCAUCCUACUUCAUCUUCCUGCCCCUUGGUCCGAUAAUACGUAUCACUACCAGUCCCUUAGAGGUGAGAUAAGUCCUUCACUGCUUGAGUUAGAGCACUUGACUCAUUUGGAUCUCAGCUGUAAUGAUUUUGAAAGGAGUCCCAUACCUCCAUUCGUUGCUUCUCUCUCCAAAAUCCAAUACCUCAAUCUCUCUUAUGCUAAUUUCACUGGACGUCUUCCCAGCCAACUCGGAAAUCUUUCCAACUUGCUUUCCCUUGAUCUGAGCUCUAAUGAUUUUGAAGGGAGACCCAUACCUCCAUUCCUUGCUUCUCUCCCCAAAAUCCAACACCUCAGUCUCUCUGAUGCCAAUUUCAAUGGACCUCUUCCCAGCCAUUUCGGAAAUCUUUCCAACUUGCUUUCCCUUGAUCUCAGCUUUAAUCUUGUUUUGAAUUGUGGAAAUCUUGAGUGGCUUUCUCAUCUUUCGUCUUUAAGACACCUUGACCUUGAGAGUCUUGAUCUUAGUAAAGCCAUCCACUGGUCACAAGCAAUUAAUAAACUCCCUUCUCUCAUUCACUUAAACUUAAGAGACUGUAGCCUCCCACCCCUCACUACUCCGUCUUUUUCCCCUGUUAAUUCCUCUGCCCCUCUUGCUUUCCUUGAUCUCUCUUUCAAUGAUUAUGAUCUCACUUCUUCAAUAUACCCAUGGUUGUUCAACUUUACUACCACCCUUGUUCAUCUUUAUCUCUCUUGGAAUGUUGGUAUAAAUGGUUCGAUUCCGGAUGCUUUUGGGAACAUGAUUUCUCUUGCAGAUCUUGAUAUCUCUGGGAAUCAACUACAGGGUUCAAUUCCAGACAUAUUUGGGAAUAUGGCUUCUCUCGAACGACUCGAUCUCAAUGUGAAUAAACUUGAAGGUGAGAUUCCAAAAUCCUUGAGCAAUUUGUGUCGUUUACAAGAAUUAGACUUGAGAGACAACAAUCUCAGUGGGCAGCUUCCACAAGUCUUAGACUUGCUCGCUUGUGCAAAUGACACAUUAGAGAUUUUGAAUUUAUCUGAUAACCAGUUGAGAGGAUCGGUUCCUGAUCUCACUGGAUUUUCAUCCUUGAGAUCGUUAUCUCUUGGUUAUAAUCAGUUAAAUGGAACAUUGCCUACAAGUAUUGGACACCUUACCAAACUUCAAGUGUUGGGUAUUAAUUCAAAUUCAUUGCAAGGCAACAUCUCUGAGGCUCAUCUCCUUCAUCUAUCCCAAUUGAACCAGUUAGACUUAUCUUCCAACUCUCUCACUUUCAACAUGAGCUCUAAGUGGGUUCCUCCUUUUCAGUUGUAUGAUCUAAGAUUAACCUCCUGCCAAUUGGGACCUCGUUUUCCUAGUUGGCUUCAAACUCAAAAGCAGUUGAUGCAUCUUGAUAUCUCCACUUCUGACAUUUCAGAUGUCAUUCCAGACUGGUUUUGGAAUUUAACUUCCCUUAUUUAUUUCUUUAAUAUUUCCAACAAUCAGAUCACAGGGACCUUACCCAAUUUAUCAUCCAAAUUUGAUCGGUCUCUUUACAUAGAUAUGAGCUCAAAUUAUUUGGAGGGUUCAAUAUCUGAACUUCCUUCUGUCUUGCAACUGUUGGAUCUCUCCAAUAACAAGUUUUCAGGCUCCACUGCUUUAUUGUGUACCGUUCCUACUACAUCUUUGGUCUAUCUUGACCUCUCAAACAACUCAUUAUCGGGAGAGCUGCCCAAUUGUUGGCCACAAUGGAAGAGCUUGACAGUUCUGAAUUUGGAAAAUAAUAAAUUUUCUGGGAAAAUUCCAGAAUCAUUUGGCUCCUUGCAAUUGAUUCAAACACUGCAUUUACGCAACAACAAUUUAAUCGGAGAAUUGCCUUCAUCUUUAAAGAAGUGCAAAAGUUUGAGCUUUAUUGAUUUGGCAAAAAAUAGGUUAUCCGGAAAAAUACCCCCAUGGAUAGGAGGAAACCUUCCAAAUCUGUUGGUUCUGAACCUACAAUCUAAUAAAUUCAGUGGAAGUAUAUGUUCAGAACUGUGUCAAUUGAAAAAAAUUCAACUAUUGGACCUCUCUAGCAACAAUUUGUCGGGUACUAUACCAAGAUGUCUUAACAAUUUCACUGCCAUGACUAAGAAAGGGAGUUUGACCAUUACUUAUCUCCUUAAUACAUUUCGGGUUACGGAUUUUUUUAUCUCUUAUGAUGAUAGGGAAUUCGUUAAAUGGAAAGGAAGAGAACUUGAGUUUAAGAAUACUCUUGGACUAGUAAAGAGUAUUGAUCUUUCAAGCAACAAGCUAACGGGGGAGAUUCCAAAAGAAGUAACUGAUCUUCUAGAAUUGGUUUCAUUGAACUUUUCAAGAAACAAUUUGACUGGAUUAAUCCCUAUAACAAUUGGUCAAUUGAAAUCAUUAGACGUUCUUGAUUUGUCUCAAAAUCAGCUUAUUGGUGAAAUUCCAUCUAGCCUUUCAGAAAUAGAUCGUUUGAGUACCUUAAACCUCUCUAACAACAACUUGUCUGGUAUGAUUCCACGAGGUACUCAACUUCAAAGCUUCAAUACUUCUUCUUAUGAGGGAAAUCCUACACUUUGUGGAUUGCCUCUUUUGAAAAAGUGCCCAAGAGAUAAAGAAGAAGACGACAUUCAACAAGAUGGAAAUGACAUGUGGUUUUAUGUUAGCAUUGCUCUUGGAUUCAUUGUUGGAUUUUGGGGAGUGUGUGGAACUCUACUACUCAACAAUUCAUGGAGAUAUGCAUAUUUCCGAUUUUUGAAUAAAAUAAAAGAUUGGCUCUAUGUGACUACAACAAUCAAUAUGGCUAGAUUACGGAGGAGUCUUCAAAGUUAAAUGGGAUUCGACAGCCUUUCAUCUCAUAUUUUAGCAUGUUGUGGAGUAUUAUCAAACGUGGAAUAAAUGGAUGCUCGAAUCCCAAUAACUCUGUCCUCUUAACUUGUCAUCCUAUGAUUGACAUUGGAGUGUAAUAAGUUUCUUACUUUAUUUUGAUGAUUGCAUAUAUGCUUAAUAUGCUUCUUUUAUCUUUUGUUUAGAGAUUGUGGGAAUAUGAACUUAUUCUUCCUUAUA